This is a messenger RNA of Epinephelus fuscoguttatus (brown-marbled grouper), 1660 nucleotides long. Its product is annotated as serine/threonine-protein kinase SBK2. The transcript is spliced from 5 exons. The record is from RefSeq and is a predicted model, not a curated record. Gene Ontology annotation, molecular function: protein serine/threonine kinase activity; ATP binding. Gene Ontology annotation, biological process: peptidyl-serine phosphorylation; peptidyl-threonine phosphorylation. NCBI's taxonomy places the organism in Eukaryota, Metazoa, Chordata, Actinopteri, Perciformes, Serranidae. The coding region runs from base 242 to 1405 and encodes 387 amino acids.
CAGACAGACAUGAAAUCCUCCAACGAGCUCGUCAGGCAGUUUGGAGAGUUUCUCCACUGACUGCAAACUACACUAGAAGUCUCUGCUGCGGCACACUGACACUCACACUCAGUUCAUAUGCUGAAGGUGGAGAGAAGACUCAGCGCAUGAGGAUCUAUGAAGGAUUUUCUGACAGGUGCACUUGCUAAAUGAAGAAAAUUUAUGUUGGACAGAUUUCUUUGUGAAGAUCAACAUCGCUGAAAUGAACCACAGCUGCAAAAUGACAGCUGCCACAAAGCUACUGGAUGAGAUGUGCCACCUGACGGCUCAGUCUCUGACGCCAAUGGUCACGUCAGAGCACUUCAAGGUCCUGAAGCUCCUGGGUGAAGGCUCAUACGGCAAAGUCAUGCUGGCUGUUCACAGGAAGAGAGGUACUCCGAUGGCUCUGAAGUUCUUCCCUCGUGAGUCCACCCCUCUUGUCUCUUUCCUGAAAGAGUAUAACCUCUCUCUGUCAUUCUGCACUCACCCGUCCCUGACCAGAGCCCUGGGGAUUGCCUACUCGACACCGUCACACUACGUCUUCGCUCAGCAAGCUAGCCUUUUCGGCGAUCUCUUUGAUGUCAUCUUGCCUGAGGUUGGAAUGGAGGAGGACUGUUGUCAGCGUGUGGUGUCCCAGCUGUGUGGUGCUCUGACCCACCUGCACUCUCUUGGUUUUGUCCACAGAGACCUCAAACCGGAGAACGUCUUCCUGUGUGACUCCGCCUGCCGAUGGGUCAAGCUAGGAGACUUUGGCAUGGUGAAGGCCAGGGGCACCAGGGUCCCAGAGGUCUGGUACAGCUCUCCUUACUGCACUCCUGAGGCCGAGAUUGCUCGCGGAAACGAGGACAGCUGGAGGAGCACGAGCGACGGGAAUGAUGGCGUUAAGGAGGAUGAAGAGAUGGAAAAGAAGGCCAGAGUCUGGGUGUCUGUGGAGCCCAGCACAGAUAGCUGGGCGCUGGGGAUCCUGACCUACGCUAUGCUCACCGGCAGUCAUCCCUGGGCUGAAACAGCCAGUGACUGCCGCGCAUACCUGAAGUAUGAAGAGUGGUUCAACCAAACAGAAGGCCCUGAUGAUGAACUGGAUGUAUGGGCAGAGCCGCAGGGCGAGAGCACGCAGGAUUUGAUUGGGGUAGAGAUUGGAAGGAAAGACCACCCUCCCGUAGCGCCCCAAUUUGCAUGUUUCACGCCGCUGGCCCGCUCCUUCUUCCGGUCGCUCCUCGACCCAAGGCCCCAGUAUCGUGGACGACCCGAGGUUGCGUUGAAUUACCUCGGAGGUGACUGGGUGAUGGAGAAGGAGAGGGUGAGGCUGGAGGAAGAGAGGAGGAAGAGCAGAGGGAAAGGAGCAAUCAGGAACAUGAAGGAGAUGGAGGGGAGAGGAGAGAGAUAAGGAGACUGGGAAAUAAUGAAGCAAUUUUUACACUAAAUCAUGGGCUAUAUCAAGGACAUGAGAUGUUCAGGUUUAUUAUUGAACCUGACUAAUAUUGUUUUUAGUUUUAUUUGCCUCAAAAAGGGGUUGUUGUCAUAAGCUAGAAACACUGUAGAGCCUUCAGUAGAUAAACACAUAAACAUUCUCCAGUUCAAUCUUCUCAAAUAUGAGAAUUUGCUGCUUUUCUACAUACAUGUAUAUAUGUAUAUAUAUAUA